UGUUUAUCCCGGUUUAUCCCGGUUUAUCCCGUUCCAGGCCCGGGAUGUGUACGAGGAGGCCGUGCAGACGGUGCUGACCCCAAUGUUUAUCCCGGUUUAUCCCGGUUUAUCCCGUUCCAGGCCCGGGAUGUCUAUGAGGAGGCCGUGCAGACGGUGAUGACGGUGCGGGAUUUCACGCAGGUGUUCGACAGCUACGCGCGCUUCGAGGAGAGCGUCAUCGCCGCGCUGCUGGACACGCAGGCACAGCUGGGACAGGGCCAGGACGAGGAGGUGGAGCUGGAGCUGCGGCUGGCGCGCUUCGAGCGGCUGAUGGCGCGGCGGCCGCUGCUGCUGAACAGCGUGCUGCUGCGCCAGAACCCGCACAACGUGCACGAGUGGCACAAGAGGGUGGCACUGCACCAGGGACAGCCCGACAAGAUCAUCCAGACCUUCACGGAGGCCGUGCGCACGGUGGAUCCCCAGCGCGCCACCGGCCGUCCCCACGAGCUCUGGGUGGCCUUCGCGCGCUUCUACGAGGACAACGGCCAGCUGGACGACGCCAGGUCCAUCCUGUCCCGUGCCACCCGGGUGCGGUUCCGCCGUGUCGAGGACCUGGCCGCCAUCUGGUGCGAGUUUGGGGAGCUGGAGCUGCGCCACCAGCGCCACCAGGAGGCGCUGGCCGUGCUGAGGAAAGCCACGGCUCUCCCGUCCCGCCGGGCCGAGUACUUCGACAGCUCGGAGCCCGUGCAGAACCGGCUCUACAAGAACCUGCGGGUGUGGGCCAUGCUGGCCGACCUGGAGGAGAGCCUGGGCACCUUCCAGUCCACCCGCAGUGUGUACGAGCGCAUCCUGGACCUGCGCAUCGCCACCCCCCAGAUCAUCAUCAACUACGCCCUGCUGCUGGAGGAGCACGGCCGCUUCGAGGACAGCUUCAAGGCCUACGAGCGUGGCAUCGCGCUGUUCCGCUGGCCGCACGUCGGGGACCUGUGGCUGACGUACCUGUCCAAGUUCGUGGCCCGGUACGGCGGGCGGAAGCUGGAGCGCGCCCGGGACCUCUUCGAGCAGGCGCUGGACGGGUGCCCCCCCCAGCACGCCAAGACCAUCUACCUGCUCUACGCCCGCCUGGAGGAGCAGUUUGGGCUGGCACGCCGGGCCAUGGCCGUGUACGAGCGUGGCACGCGGGCAGUGCCACCCGAGCAGCAGCGCGACAUGUUCCACAUCUACAUCCGGAGGGCAGCCGAGCUCUUCGGGGUCACCCACACCCGCCCCAUCUACCAGAGAGCCAUCGAGGUGCUGGGUGACGACGCGGCGCGGGAGCUGUGCCUGCGCUUCGCUGACAUGGAGUGCAAACUGGGGGAGGUGGAUCGGGCCCGCGCCAUCUACACCUACUGCUCACAGAUCUGCGACCCCCGGAUCACGGGCAGUUUCUGGCAGACGUGGAAGGAGUUUGAGAUCCGCCACGGGAACGAGGACACCAUCCGGGAGAUGCUGCGCAUCAAGCGCAGCGUCCAGGCCACCUACAACACCCAGGUGAACUUCAUGGCCUCGCAGAUGCUCAAGGUGUCGGGCAGCGCCACGGGCACAGUGUCGGACCUGGCCCCGGGGCAGAGCGGGCUGGACGAGAUGAAGCUGCUGGAGCAGCGCGCCGAGGCGCUGGCGGCCGAGGCCCAGCGGGACACGCCCCGCCCCGCCCAGCAGGUGCUGUUCGUCAGGUGAGCCACGCCCACCGACACACCCACCUCUCACUGCCACGCCCACUGACACACCCACCUCUCACUGACACACCCACCUCUCACUGACACACCCACUGACACACCCACCCUGCCUGCCACGCCCACUGCCACGCCCACUGACACACCCACCUAUCCCUGACACACCCACCCUGCCCAACCCACCCUACAGGUGCUGUUUGUCAGGUGAGCCACACCCACUGCCACACCCUGCACUGACACACCCGCCUAUCCCUGACACACCUACCUAUCCCUGCCACGCCCACUGCCACACCCUGCACUGACGCACCCACCUAUCCCUGACAUGCCCACUGCCACACCCACUGUCACACCCACUGCCACACCCACCUAUCCCUGACACGCCCACCCCACCCUACAGGUGCUGUUCAUCAGGUGAGCCACGCCCACUGCCACACCCACCUAUCCCUGACACACCCACAGCCACGCCCACCUCAGCCACACCUACUUCGCUCUGCCACACCCACCUCACUGCCACGCCCAUUGCCACACCCAG
Molecule: messenger RNA, 2223 nt
Organism: Serinus canaria (Common canary)
Lineage: Eukaryota; Metazoa; Chordata; Aves; Passeriformes; Fringillidae
Gene: XAB2
Product: XPA binding protein 2
Exons: 11
Biological process (GO): generation of catalytic spliceosome for first transesterification step; mRNA splicing, via spliceosome
Cellular component (GO): U2-type catalytic step 2 spliceosome; post-mRNA release spliceosomal complex; Prp19 complex
Molecular function (GO): protein binding
Source: RefSeq, a predicted model, not a curated record